Messenger RNA from Closterium sp. NIES-67, 1079 nucleotides. Lineage: Eukaryota; Viridiplantae; Streptophyta; Zygnematophyceae; Desmidiales; Closteriaceae. The record is from the annotation of a GenBank genome assembly.
UUAACAUCUGGUUCCAAACUCUUGCUCUCACAACUUUGCUAGUGCCCAUCAUGUGCUUUCCAAGCGCUGCUCGAUCGCCGUGCUUGCUCACGACGUCGUAUUACGAUGCCCCUCAAAAUUUGAUCUGUACGAGUGAUCUCUCUUCUCCAGACUCCACGCCGUCACUCAGCAGCUUCGAACGCCACAGCGAAACUCGGGAGUGCGGCAACCUAUUCGCCAGCCCUUAUCCGAGCGCACGAGGGCACGAAAUGUACCAGUGGCUCGAUGCAAAGUCGCAGCUCUCGGCGAUGGAACCUGCAAGUCCUACAAGGGUUGUACGGGAAGCGGAAUGCGUGAACUUCACAGCGCAAGCGGGACACUGUACACCCCGUCCUGCGCUCGUAGCGGACCGGCGCGAUUUCAGCUGUGCCGAGGCGCUAUGCCCGUCGUGCUCAUGGCGAAUCGCAGAGCUCGCGUGCGACCCUGUGUGGAUCGACGACGCUCGGUCGCGCAUUCGGGGAGCGGCGCUUGCCGUCGUCGAGGCGCAACAGGCGUCCGCGGAGCUGAGCGCGCGAGUGGCGGAAGCAUCAUCGGCGGAGAUACUUAGCGGGGGAGAAUGCCAGGACGCUUUUGGGAGGAGUUCCGGCUCUUUCUCGACUAAAGAUAAUCAGGCAUCGAAAGGCCGAAACUCAGCCACGUUUGGACGCUGGUGGAGCCGGGAGACGUGUAAUGACGACGUAACAGAAGAUCUCGAUGGCGCAUAUCUCACAGACAGCUGCCGCUCCAAUUCAAUUGAUGCCCCGUUUGCGGACCUGAGUCGGAAUAGUAGCCGGCGUUCCUUUCAAAGAGCAGCCACGACAGGAUCAGCUAACCUUCAAAACGUUGAAGUGACUAUCUCGCCUCGCUCUAUUCGGCGCACGAAGACCUCGUCACUGCCAACAGAGGUGGGAGAUGCUCCUCUUAGAGAGAAACGCGGUGGAUUAGUUGACAUGGUGCGACACGCAUUUAUGCGGUCCCCGUCAACUUCGUAGUAGUAAUAUCAUCAAUGUAGCUGGUGUGUAUGAUGAAUUCCUAUGAAACCUCUAGUGAAAACAUGGAAU